Aspergillus clavatus NRRL 1 is the source of this 1380-nucleotide messenger RNA. It is a transcript of the gene clrD, whose product is annotated as histone-lysine N-methyltransferase Clr4. The record is from RefSeq and is a predicted model, not a curated record. Gene Ontology annotation, cellular component: nucleus. Gene Ontology annotation, molecular function: zinc ion binding; histone methyltransferase activity; protein binding. NCBI's taxonomy places the organism in Eukaryota, Fungi, Ascomycota, Eurotiomycetes, Eurotiales, Aspergillaceae. The transcript has 3 exons. The coding region runs from base 1 to 1380 and encodes 459 amino acids.
AUGACGGUCAUAGACUUGACCCAGGACUCGGAUUCGGAGGACCAGAGGGUGCUUUCUCAUGGCAGCAGCAGUUUGAGUCUUGGCAGCAGCAGCAACCCUACUAAAACUAGCUUGUCUACCACUGUGACUACCAAUAAGACCAGCUCUGAUACGGAUGCCUCUUUCUCUGAUCAUGUAUUCAAGCCAAGGGCCGACAACCCAUCUACCCCCAGCCCGAGCCCCUCCCACCUGGAGGCGCCUAGCGUCGUGAUCCCAUCCCCCUCUCGACAGUUGAGACGUCAAAUUGCCAACUCGGACUGGGUCAAGGAUGCCCCUAAUUCAGAGCUAGAGCUGACAGGGCUGUCUUCUCAAUACUAUCCCGUUGAUGCGCACGAGAAGAGGGCCCUCAAGGGAGCCUAUCCGCGAACCAGAAAAGUGAACCGAGCUGAGGUACCCUUGAGUAUUGGCACGCCUGGUCCGGUACCACUCACAGACCGGACGGCAGUCCAGCAGCAACUGCUAGCCACCCUGCACCGGAAGCUUUCCAAGAUCAAGGGCCCCCCCGUGACGCUCGCGCCGGGGGAGGAGAGGAGGCUUGCGGACUUUGCGUCGAACUUUGAGUUCGUCAACGCGUACAUCCUGCGGAAGGGGGUUUCGCGGAUUUCCAGCGAGUUCAUCGGCGGCUGCCACUGCCAGGUUUGUGAUCCGGCGCGCUGCGCUUGCCUGAGGCAGGAUGCGGAGUCUACGGACAAAAUGAUUCCCUAUCAGCGGGCCCCGGGCAACCCGCGAUUACUUGUUCUCAGCCAGGAGUUUCUCAUGACUAUGGAAAUGAUAUUGGAAUGUACUUCGAACUGCACGUGCGACCAGUCGCAAUGCUGGAACAGAGUUGUACAGCACGGACGUACCAUCCCCCUCCAGAUCUUUUACACGGGCAACCGCGGGUUUGGCCUCCGGUCCUCUGAGAAGAUCCAUGCGGGCCAAUUCAUCGACUGCUACCUGGGCGAGGUGAUCACGACGGACGAGGCCGACGUGCGCGAGGAGGUGGCCACCUCGAAGCACGGGCACUCGUAUCUCUUCGAGCUGGACUUCUACAAAAACGACGAGGAGGUAUACGUGGUGGACGGGCAGAAGUUCGGUUCCGCCACGCGGUUCAUGAACCACUCGUGCAACCCAAACUGCAAGAUAUUCCCCGUCUCUCAGAGCCAAGACGCGGACACCCGGCUGUACGAUCUUGCCUUUUUCGCCCUGCGCGAUAUCCCGCCCAUGACGGAGCUUACCUUCGACUACAACCCCAAUUGGGGAGAGGGCCGGAAUGUCGAUCCGAGUGCGGUCCGGUGCCUGUGCGGCGAGCCGAACUGUCGCGGACAGCUGUGGCCGAACCAGCGCAAGGGGACGAAGUAA